Molecule: messenger RNA, 2088 nt
Organism: Capronia coronata CBS 617.96
Lineage: Eukaryota; Fungi; Ascomycota; Eurotiomycetes; Chaetothyriales; Herpotrichiellaceae
Exons: 2
Coding region: 1-2088 (695 amino acids)
Molecular function (GO): NAD+ poly-ADP-ribosyltransferase activity
Source: RefSeq, a predicted model, not a curated record
AUGCCACGCACCAAAUCAUCCCCCAAGGCCUCCUCUCCCUCCUUGCAGGGCGUCGCUAUCGCUUUUGCCUCAUACUCACCCACUGCUCAUGACCACUUUGACAACAAGAACAUCACCCAGGUGAAGGCUGAGAUAGACAACUGCGGUGGAAAUCCCGUCUCCCGAGUUGGCCAGUGCACUUACCUCGUCGCCAGUGAAGAACAAAUUGACAGACAACUGCUGCGCAUCAGUGAGGCGCUGGAGAAUGGCGUGACAAUAGUCUCCUAUGACUGGCUAGCGGCCUCCCUCAUAUCUACUCAAGCAAUCGAUCCCCUUCCAUAUGUUCUCGCCCCGGCUGGUACCGGCGGUGAAGUUGACGCAGAGAGUGAUGCAGACGACCAGCUUACCCCGCAGAAGUCGAAGAAACACUUGAAGCGUGGACGACAAGGUGAGGAUAGUGGCGAGGAUCACGCGGUCGCAAAGAAGGCCAAGCACUCUUUCCCGGCAACAUCAGUGAUUGGGCCGAAAGAUGAAGCCUCUGCUCCCAAACCAGCAACCAUCCGCGUCCCUGUGGAUGUUACGUGCCGCAAUGCUGAUCAGUAUUGUGUCUAUGUCGAUGAGAACGGAACACCCUACGAUGCCACUCUCAGCAAAUCCGACUCCACUGUCAACAACAACAAAUUCUACAGAAUGCAGCUUCUGCACCACCUUGACUCCGAUGACUACUUCUCCUGGUGCCGUUGGGGUCGCGUUGGUGACACUGGUCUGAGUAAGAUGUUCGGAAACGGGACAUUGCAGUCCGCAAUCCGUGAGUUCCAGAAGAAGUUCAGAGAGAAGAGCGGCAACACUUGGGCCAAACGAGAUGUCUCACCAUCGCCAGACAAAUACACUUACAUUGAGUUCAACUAUGAAGAUUCUGACAACGAAGAGAAACCACGUACACAGCAAUCGACUCCCCGAAAGGAACGUGGCAUUGAUGAACAGAGCCAGACCGUCAGCAAGCUGGCCCCAGCUGUGCAGCGUCUGAUGAGUCUCAUCUUCGAUAUCCAACUCUUCAACAACACGAUGGCUAGCCUCGAUUAUGACGCGCUCAGAAUGCCACUGGGCAAGUUAAGCAAGAAGACUCUCCUCAGAGGUUACGAGGCGCUCAAAGAUCUUGCGAAUAUUAUCGCGGAUGCUCCUGGCAUGCCCUCAAGCCAAGCCAUCCAGGAGAAGAGCAACCAGUACUUCUCACUUGUCCCCCAUGUUGUCGAUCGCAGAUCUGUCCCUGUCUUGAACGACAUGGAUCUCAUUAAGCGCGAGAUCCAGCUGUUGGAAACACUGACAGAUAUGCAAUUGGCGAACGAGAUCAUGAAGUCUGCCAAGAUCGACAAGUACAAGCAGGAAAAGCUUCACAUUCUCGAUCGACAGUACCAAGGACUUGGAAUGCGAGAAAUGACCCCUUUGGAUGAUACCAGCAAAGAAUUCAAGGAAAUUGCCUCGUAUUUGUGCAACUCGGUGGGUAGUACUCACGGCAUAAAAUACACGCUACGCGAUAUCCUCCGAAUUGAGCGUGAUGGAGAAGCCGACCGGCUCGACACAUCCCUAUACGCGAAACUCGGCAAGAAGAGUGACCGGCGUCUCCUUUGGCAUGGUUCCCGCUGCAGCAAUUUCGGCGGUAUACUCAGUCAAGGCUUACGCAUUGCACCUCCCGAAGCUCCUUCUUCCGGAUACAUGUUUGGAAAAGGCAUCUAUCUUGCCGACAUGAGUAGCAAGAGUGCAGGGUAUUGUGCUUCUUCCAGCAGUGCCGGAACAGGUCUUCUGCUGCUUUGCGAAGCUGAAUUAGGCAAGCCGUCCCUCCGAUUGAUCCAUUCCGACUACGAAGCAGCCAGCCGCGCAAAGAAAGCUGGAAGCAUCUCUACAUGGGGUGUGGGCAAGACAGCACCAGUACAAUGGAAGGACGCUUCGUGCGUCCACAAGUCUCUGAAGGGUGUCAGCAUGCCUGAUGUCGCCUCGGUCCCUCCCGGUCCGUCCGGUGAAUCACAUGCCUCUCUACUCUACAACGAGUAUAUCGUCUACGACAUUGCUCAGAUCAAGCUCAGAUACCUAUUGCGGGUUGAAAUGAAUUGA